AUGGACGAUCACCGUUUCACUGAUACUAUCUUACGAGCCACAAAUGUUCAGUCUGCUAUUCAACGGUUCGAGAAGCGAGCACCUGCUCCUCCACCUCCUUUUCGAGAACCAGAAGCUCUGAAAGACAUGCAUGCAGAGCCACCGCCACCAGUACUGAAUUCCUAUGCAGCUCCUCUAUUUGUUAAUACUAAUAUUGUCUAUCCAACAGAAGAGAAUUCGUAUUUUCCACAAAUCACACUUCCAAGAGAGCAUAUCACAUAUGUUUCUGCUAAUGAAAUUAAGACGAAUUCCACAGAAAACAUGACUCUGAAUAGGUUCGAAACUGGUUUCAAACCGUCAAACUUUGGCAAAACGAUUCAAGGAAUUUAUAACUCAACAGAACAUCCGCAACAGUCUCCAGAAGUAUUUAUGCCGUCGAGCUUAUCAGUUAAUCUGAAUGUCAUGUCACCAGAAAUAUCACCACCACCACCACAACCAGCUGAACGACGAAAAGUAGCUAAGCCAAUUGAAGAUAACGGUAAGCUGGAUCCAGAAGUCAUCUUCACGAAACAAGAGCGCAUCGGUCGCGGCUCUUUCGGUGAGGUGUACAAAGGCAUCGACAAUCGUUCAGGACGUGUUGUGGCAAUAAAGAUCAUCGAUCUCGAGCAAGCAGAAGAUGAAAUUGAGGAUAUUCAGCAGGAAAUUCAAGUGCUUAGCCAGUGUGAUUCUCAAUAUGUGACAAAAUAUUUCGGUAGUUUUCUAAAGUUGUCAAAAAUGUAUAAUUUUCAGGGUUCAAAAUUAUGGAUCAUAAUGGAGUAUUUGGGUGGAGGAUCUGCACUUGAUUUGACGAAAAGUGGAAAGCUCGAUGAAAGUCACAUUGCCGUGAUCCUUCGGGAAAUAUUGAAAGGGCUCGAAUAUCUGCACAGUGAAAGAAAAAUUCAUCGAGAUAUCAAAGGGGCUAACAUUCUGUUGGAUCGUCAAACGGCGGCUGUAAAAAUCUGUGAUUAUGGAGUAGCAAAGUCGCUCGCAACAGUUUUGAAAGCGAAUACUUUUGUGGGGACGCCAUUCUUUAUGGCUCCUGAAGUUAUACAAGGCGACUACGGUAUCGAGGUACUUGCCUGUCCUUCUCCGUUUUUUGUCAUUCCUAAAACCCUUUUCCCGUGUCUAUCCUAUCCCCUGGGGUCUUCAUCCAUAUGUUCUCUUACUCCUUUGUCCUCAAUUUCAGCUGCAAACGUACUUGUCAGUGAGCAUGGUGAUGUGAAAGUGGCUGAUUUCGGAGUUGCUGGACAGCUCACGGAAACGGUCAAGAAGCGGAUCACAUUUGUUGGAUCUCCAUUCUGGAUGGCUCCUGAAUUAAUUAAACAGUCCAGUUAUGAUUAUAAGGCUGACAUCUGGUCUCUGGGAAUCACGGCAAUCGAACUGGCUAACGGAGAACCACCGCAUUCAGAUCUUCAUCCAAUGAGAGUUUUGUUCUUGAUUCCUAAAAACCCGCCUCCAGUUUUAUCGGGAAGUCAAUGGUCGAAGCCAUUCAAGGAGUUUGUGGAGUUAUGCCUCAAUAAAGAUCCUGAAAAUAGACCGUCAGCCAGCACUCUUCUGAAACAUCAAUUCAUCAAAAGAGCAAAGAAAAACAGCAUUCUAGUGGAUUUGAUUGAAAGAGCUGCUGAGUAUAGGUCGAGGACAGGCGUUUCAAGUGACAGUGAUUUAGAUGAGGAUUCGGAUGGUGGAGGCGGCACAAGUAAAUGGGAUUAUCCAACAGUUCGGGGACCACGUGGACCUGCCGAGGACGACGGAACUGUUCGUCAGAGAACUGAUCGGCCGAAGGCGCAAGUCGGGAGGCGAUCUCCGAGUGGCUCUCCUGGUGGCACUAUAGUCCGAGGAAGUCCACAAGUCGCUGCUGUCGCUGAACAACUUCGAAACCCUUCUGUCAGUUCCUCUGGCUACGGAUCCGGAGGUGCUGUUUCAUCUUCUCACUUCAGUUCCUCUAUGGCUCCGCAAACUCACACUGCCUCUUCCGGAGGUGCUACCACCAUAACGUUAGGAAGUCCAAAUGGAAGUCCCACGUCGUCUCUUGCACGAACACAAUCCAUGGUUUCACCAAAUGGACAAAGAGUAGGCUCUGCGAAUUCUUGGGAACUGGAGCGAGGUAGCCGACCGAUGAGCGAAAGACUACCAUCAUCACAAGCAUCUCCAUCGAAGUACAGUCAGAACAGACUGUCCGGAAAUAAUGGUGUUCAAGGCGGAAGUGGUGGCCGUCGAGAGUAUACAAACGGAUCAGCGGGAUUGAAUGGACACAGCUCAAAUCAGAAUCCCAACGAAUACUCCGAUAUGGUCCGCCAACGAGGACAUGGUGGAUCUGGUGGACGACAAGAUUAUCGCGAAAGCCAUGUUCCAACGUCUUCACAAGAAAACCUUCACCACGGCAGAAUGUAUGGAUACGGAGCUCCGCCACCGUCUAGAGAAGCCCAAAAUGUUUCGGCACCCCGAGUUAGAGGAGCUUUGGAUUGCAGUCUUCUGCCAGCUAUUGAGCAUUUGUCACGAACUCGUCAUGCAACUGCUGCUCUCGAUCAAUUAAGACAUGUCUUCAGAGAGGUCGAAGAUUCAUGUCCUGGAAUAUGUAACGAGUUGGUUGAGGAGUUGAUGACACGAAUUGCGAUUCCACAAGUCAGCCAAGGUGACCUCGACGCUGGCGUUCGCCGCCUGACAACGCCUCCAUCUUAA
Molecule: messenger RNA, 2697 nt
Organism: Caenorhabditis briggsae
Lineage: Eukaryota; Metazoa; Nematoda; Chromadorea; Rhabditida; Rhabditidae
Gene: Cbr-gck-1
Product: Protein CBR-GCK-1
Exons: 9
Coding region: 1-2697 (898 amino acids)
Biological process (GO): protein phosphorylation
Molecular function (GO): ATP binding; protein kinase activity
Source: RefSeq, a predicted model, not a curated record